Messenger RNA from Leguminivora glycinivorella, 1356 nucleotides. RefSeq names its product 40-kDa huntingtin-associated protein (gene Hap40). Gene Ontology annotation, cellular component: early endosome. The transcript has 6 exons. The coding region runs from base 126 to 1013 and encodes 295 amino acids. Lineage: Eukaryota; Metazoa; Arthropoda; Insecta; Lepidoptera; Tortricidae. Gene Ontology annotation, biological process: vesicle cytoskeletal trafficking. Gene Ontology annotation, molecular function: protein binding. The record is from RefSeq and is a predicted model, not a curated record.
ACUACUCCGACAACGGCGACAACUUAUGUCAAGCUAUGUUUUGAUUUGUAAUAUUCGUAAUCAUUUCAAUAUUUGGUGGAAAUUGGUUCGUUUCUGAUAAAACUGCCCGCUUAAUUUUAUGCAUAAUGUCCACGGAUUUAAAUGCUAGCUUCAAUGAGCAGUUCAUGAACAUAAACACCAAAUUGAAAAAGCGUUUUCUAAGGAAACCGAAUAUUUCUGAAGCUACCAACGAGUUCAUAGCGCUAGCUAUCCAGUGCGAAUACUCAGAACAACCUACAUUUGCUGGACAUUGCUAUAUUGGCGCAGCUAAAUGCGAGGCAUCUGUUGGUAAUUUUUUGGGUGAAGCAGAGUAUCUAGUGACUGCAGCAAGACAGUUCAUGAAGGCUGAGAAAAAAUUACGUUCAUUAAAGUUUUGUAGUCCAGACAGAGAAAAUCUAGAGGCAGCCAUUGGAUGCUUCACCCAAGCCUUAACCAAGUAUCCAGAAAGGUCCUCCAUCAGGUUGUCCCUAUUAAGCGAGCUGGCCGCAGACCUCGUCACUUUAAACCUUAAGUGUGAAGCGGUAUCUUACUUUGAACAAGCACUCGCUUUAGUACAGGAACCAACCAUGAAGAUCAUGUUUGUGAAGAAUUAUAUUAAUCUGCUUAUUGACUGUGAAAAAUAUGAUAUAGCCUUAGAAAAAUCUAAUGAACUAAUAGACUCCAAUGUAAAUCUACCAGAAGACGUUCUUGCAGAAAUCCAACUAAGCCGAAUUCUACUUUCUCUUUAUAUGGACCCAAAAAGAGAAGCAAAGGUUGAAUCCUUGAAACAGCUAUUCACCGAUAUACUGAAUGAUGUUGACAGUGAAGCAAUACCAUUCAACACAGACCUCCGCCUGAAACUCCAGUCCGCCAUCUUGUCCGCCACCAGCCGGGACACGCAGGCGCUCGCGCGCGCCGCGUGCGACCUGCGGCCCGCGCUCACGCCCGCGCAGCAACACCUCCUUGCGCGGCCACAGGAUAACGUAAAGCCGUGAGGCUAGCCACAGAUAUAAAAAAAAACUAAACUGAGCUAAGAACUGUACCUGUAGGGUUACAGUAUAUCCGGAUUUUUAAAUAGCCGACCUGACCUGACCGAGCACCAUAAAAAAUUGUAUCUGCACUUGUGCAAUGUGCAUAUAUCGGGAAUGUAAUGGUGGUUUUGGAAAGCUUUAUUAUUGCAUUUACUUACAUAUAACAAUGUCAUGUGUAUGAUAGUGUACAGAUGUAGUGCAAAAAGGGUUUCCUUCGUAUUUUUCCGGAAACGUUCGUAUUUGUCAUGCUAGUUCAGUCAAUGUCAGUACAUCUUGUACUGAGACUGACUGAAAUAGCAUGACACAU